This is a messenger RNA of Egretta garzetta (little egret), 2506 nucleotides long. It is a transcript of the gene FGGY, whose product is annotated as FGGY carbohydrate kinase domain containing. The transcript is spliced from 22 exons. Gene Ontology annotation, molecular function: kinase activity; phosphotransferase activity, alcohol group as acceptor. The record is from RefSeq and is a predicted model, not a curated record. NCBI's taxonomy places the organism in Eukaryota, Metazoa, Chordata, Aves, Pelecaniformes, Ardeidae. Gene Ontology annotation, biological process: carbohydrate metabolic process. The coding region runs from base 771 to 2426 and encodes 551 amino acids.
AAGCACCCCAAACUAACACCUUGCAUGUUGCUGAACGAACAUGUGAGGUGAUGUGGGCAUGGAGUGAGGAACCUGUAGAGGUCACCAUUUCUCCACCGAGGCUUUCCUGCUCUGAGCCCGGAGCCUGCAGCUGCGGUCACUGUCUUCUGUUGAAACUGCAUCAUAGCUGGUGCUCCGAGAAAUAGAGAAUUGGGCAAAGUUCCUGUCCUGUGGAGCUUACAGUUGGAAAAAUCCUCUACAUGCAAACCAGGCUGGCAGAAUAGCAGUUGAUUCGCAGUGGGAGCCCGAAGAGUGAAGGGAGCACAACUAGGAAGACAUUUCAAAAGUGGCUGUAUGGUAUUUAGAGAUCUGGGUACCAGCUGCAGUGUGCGAAUAUUUGCAGAGGCUUCUGUUCAGCUAAGAAUGGGCUAUGGACUCAGGAUUGCAACAGGAUUGCAACAGCCCAGCCUAUCUAUCUGAGCUGCUGCACGUACCGUAAACAUGUCUCUGCACUUGAAUUUGAUAUGGGUGGUGAUAGAACAAUAUACCUUUCUGGGAAAUGGAUGCUUAAUCAAACGGUGGCUCUGAAUUAGACUUAAGUCUCCAGCGCAGCAGAUGAGAAUUGCAGUUGGUCUCAACCAGAUGAACCCAGGCACUCUUCAAUCUCUGAGUCCUCUAAUGAUCUUGCAAUAAUACUACUUUCCUUGUUCCAGAAACCUGGCCUGAGUUAGAAGGAAACCCUGUAACUGUCCCUUAAAAGUUGAAUUGCAUCAGUGUGGGUUUUAUUAAAAAUGAACAGUAAGAAGCAGGCUCCAGUAAAAUACUAUGUUGGAAUUGAUGUUGGGUCGGCAAGUGUUCGUGCGGCUUUGGUAGAUGAGUUUGGGAUAGUUGUGGCACAUGCAGACCAGCCAAUCCAAAUUUGGGAGCCCCAACCAGACCACUACGAGCAAUCCUCUGCUGACAUAUGGGCUGCUUGUUGCUUGGUCACAAAGAAAGUUGUCUGUGGAGUAGAUGCCAGCCAGAUUCGAGGGGUUGGUUUUGAUGCUACAUGUUCACUUGUUGUUGUGGAUAAACAGUUCCAACCUUUGGCAGUCAACUGUGAAGGACAAAACUACAGGAAUAUUAUUAUGUGGAUGGACCAUCGUGCAGUCAGUCAAGUUGAGCGCAUCAAUGCAACGCAACACAGGGUUUUGAGCUAUGUAGGGGGAGUGAUGUCUGUGGAAAUGCAGCCACCUAAAUUGCUGUGGAUAAAGGAAAACUUGCAAGAAUCAUGCUGGGAGAAGGCAGGCUACUUCUUUGAUCUUCCGGAUUUCUUAUCUUGGAAAGCCACAGGUGUCACUGCAAGGUCCCUGUGUACAGUAGUGUGCAAGUGGACGUACACUUCAGAUGGAGGUUGGGAUGACAGUUUCUGGAAAAUGAUUGGUUUGGAAGAUUUGGUGAAGGAUAAGUAUGAAAAAAUAGGAAACCGUGUCUUGUCUCCUGGAGAGCCUGUUGGAAAAGGUCUCAUGCCAGAAGCUGCAAAAGAUCUCGGUCUUCCUGAAGGGAUUGCAGUAGCAGCAUCUCUCAUUGAUGCACAUGCAGGAGGACUAGGAGUAAUUGGAGCAGAUGUGAAAGGACAUAACCUGCCAUGUGAGAACCAGCCAAUUACAUCCCGAGCUGCUAUGAUCUGUGGAACAUCUUCAUGCCACAUGGGGGUCAGUGAAACACCCAUUUUUGUGCCUGGUGUUUGGGGACCUUAUUUCUCUGCAAUGGUACCUGGAUUGUGGUUGAAUGAAGGAGGUCAAAGUGCUACAGGAAAACUGAUAGAGCAUGUGGUCCGAGGCCAUGUCGCCUUCCCGGAAUUACAGUCAAAAGCUGCAGACAGUGCUCACAGUAUAUAUACAUACUUGAACAGUCACCUGGAUCUGAUUAAGAAAUCUUUGCCUGUGGGUUUCCUCACUGUUGAUUUACAUGUUUGGCCAGAUUUCCAUGGUAACAGAUCUCCCUUAACAGAUCUGACACUAAAGGGCAUGGUUGUUGGACUAACAUUGUCUCGGGGUCUGGAUGAACUUGCCCUUAUCUACUUGGCCACGAUUCAAGCCAUUGCUUUAAGAAAAAGACAUAUUUUGGAAACUAUGCAGGCUGCAGGGCAUCAUAUCAACACACUGUUUCUGUGCGGUGGGCUGAGCAAGAACCCUCUCUUCGUGCAGAUGCAUGCUGACAUUACUGGCAAGCCUGUUGUCCUGUCCAGAGAAGUGGAGUCUGUUUUGGUGGGUGCUGCUAUUCUUGGAGCUUGUGCUUCUGGGGAUUUUGCAUCUAUACAGGAGGCCAUGGCGAAAAUGGGGAAAAUCGGGAGAGUUGUGCAGCCCAACCAUGAGCAUAAAAGCUUUUAUGACAAGAAAUACGAAGUAUUUUUGAAACUUGUGGAACAUCAGAGAGAGUAUCGCUCCAUCAUGAACAGCUUCUAAUCCAGGGUCAUGUAAUCUGGGAACAGCAAGGGUAAUGAAUUUCCAGAUACUUGUGGUGAGGGUAAUUUCUUCUUACUGUA